Messenger RNA from Paralichthys olivaceus (Japanese flounder), 2932 nucleotides. NCBI's taxonomy places the organism in Eukaryota, Metazoa, Chordata, Actinopteri, Pleuronectiformes, Paralichthyidae. The record is from RefSeq and is a predicted model, not a curated record.
GAUCCAGUAGUCACUAUGAAACCAGCUUUUACACCGACGGCCUGUCCCACCACAAAACAACGAAGACCUAAUUCCUUUGACAGCAUCGAGAAGAUCAUGACACUGAUUGGUGCCGGCAUUGAUUUUUCCAGAGAUCAACAAUAUGCUACGCCAGCAGGUGCUGCGGGACGGCUGCUGGACCAGCCCGUGGGAGACUGGCUCGAGCAUGUGGGGCUCCCACAGUACGAGAGCAAGCUGCUUCUCAACGGGUUCGACGACCUGCACUAUAUGGGCAGUAAUGUCAUGGAGGACCAGGACCUGAGAGAGAUCGGGAUCACAGACCCAAGUCACAGGAAGAAGAUCCUGCACGCAGCACGGUCGUUACCUAAGGUGAAAGCUCUGGGCUGUGAUGGCAGCAGCACCCUCUCCUCCUGGCUGGAGAAUCUGGGACUGCACGAGUACUUGCACAACUUCCUGGCGAGCGGCUACCGCACUCUGGAUUGUGUGAAGAACCUGUGGGAACUAGAGAUUGUCAACGUUCUAAAGAUCUCCCUACUGGGUCACAGGAAACGCAUCAUUGCUUCUUUAGCAGAGAGACCGUAUGAGGAGCCUCCAGUCAAACCUCCCCGCCUGUCUCAGAUCAGGUGCCAAGACCUGCCUGGAUCCCACACCUCGUCUCCCCUCAGUCAGAUGGAGUCCUACGCGGGUCGAUCCAUGGACCCUCUGCUGCCUAUAGUAGAGCCAGGGAGGAAAAAAGCACCAGAUACCGACUAUGACGUUACCCAGAGAUAUCACAGUGAACGACACAGAACUCAUGAGCGGCAUGAGGAGCGGCAUCGAGAGCCCCGUCUGACCCUGCGUCCUCCAAGUCUGGCUGCGCCUUACGCCCCCGUCCAGAACUGGCAUCACCAACCUGAGAAGCUCAUCUUCGAAUCCUGCGCUUACGAAGCCAGUUACCUGGGUUCCAUGCUAAUUAAGGAUCUGCGGGGUACAGAGUCCACGCAGGAUGCUUGUGCCAAAAUGCGGAAGUCGACGGAACAAAUGAGGAAGGUCCCGACCAUCGUCCUUUCAAUCACCUACAAGGGUGUGAAGUUCAUCGAUGCAGCCAAUAAGAACAUCAUUGCAGAGCACGAGAUCCGGAAUAUUUCAUGUGCAGCCCAGGACCCAGAGGACUUGUGUACGUUUGCUUACAUCACCAAGGACCUGCAGACCAGCCACCACUACUGCCACGUGUUCAGCACAGUAGACGUGAAUCUGACCUAUGAGAUUAUACUGACCCUGGGUCAGGCGUUCGAGGUGGCAUAUCAGCUGGCUCUGCAGGCCCAGAGGACCAAACAGCACCACAGCCUCCCAGCGGGACCUGGUUCGGAGAUCACAGAGAUCAAGUCCAGCCGACCGGUUCCCAAACCACGAGGCAGCGUGCGAAAGUCAGGGGACUCUCCUCCUGUCGACAGUCGUUGCUGUUACUGUUACACCUGCACCUCCCACCGUCCCUCCUGCCCACUGCUGCACUCUUCCAGCCCUGCUGCCCAGGGGGACAUUGUGGACCAGGAGGGGGACGCUCAGUCCCAGGGCAGCGCCACGUGGCUCGUGGACCCCAAGGAAUCCAAGCGCACUAUCAGCACCAACUGAACACUGUGGCCCCUCCCAGCCAGUAAGAAAGAGCCCUGUUGCAUGGUGGGUUGGAUGUUUGUUUGUUUGUUCUAUUCAUUGGAAACGUGAGCCACCUGCCACGCAGCAGAUCACAUCAGGAUGGUUCAGUAACGCACGGGUCCGGAGACUCUCUCAACACUGCACGCUCCCUCACCUCACCCAUAUCACUCCACACACGCCUCCAUUAACUUCCUGCUCGUCGGGGGAUGUACCUGCAGGUUUUAAUGCACAACCUGUAAUUAAAGUGGAAGCAGAUGAUUUUUGUUGUUGUUAUGAUAAAAAGGUACAAACUAUCGGUAAGAGACCUCACACUGUCGGUACACACUCCCUCCUGGAUUAUUUCUCCUUGAUCAAAACACUGUAGCGUCUUUUGAUGAACUCAAGUUCUCAUCCACAACAUACGUAUAUAACUGUGAUAAACUUAGAAAGGGCGGAGGAAGUGACACUACAAACACUGGUUUACGGUGAUGUAACUGGGGGGGGGGGCUUUUAUAUGAUUUGAAAGUUUUCUCUCGUCUUGUUUUUGUAUGUUUUAAUUGUUUUAUAGGACAAUGACGUGUCCUGAUGCAGGAACUGGAUCAGGCGUGGUUCUCUCUCUCCCUCCCUGCGUCUUUGUUAAUCUAGACAAGAUUAUUCACCAAACCUGCCACGCAGGCUGGUACGUCUUUAGUUUUUAGCCUCAGAACAGAACAAUAGGGCAAGUCUCUCCAAACUAACUCCCCAGUGCGCUGACUGUUAAUGGUACUUUAUUUCUGUCGGCUCAUGUGUUUAUGGGUCUGUAGUCAGGUCGUUUUGGUUUAACUGUUGUUUAUGUGGUACCUUGUCAGGCCAGUUCGUUAAGUUUAUGGUAUGCUGUGUUCGGCUCGCUGGUGUUGGCACCUUCAGCCAUCGGCCUGGUUCCAUUCUGCUUUUGCACAUCGCUGAGGAUCAGGAGAUAGAGAUAUUUCUGGGACUAAUCUGAUGACAACAAUGAUGAGAAUGAUAUUGUACAUGAAUCUAGCAGUCUGUAUUUUGAUACUUGAAUGAUUUUUGCUUUUAUAGAUAUCUAUAUAUAUAUGUAUAUGUAUGUAUGUAUGUAUGUAAUUUUUGACGCUUGUCAAAAGAGAGAAAAGGACUAUGUCUUAUAAAGUUAAACAUAUCGUGAAUAAAUACCCUGUGAUUAAAAAAAAGGCUAAGAAAACUAUGACUCAGAAGAGGGACCUCACUUCAGAAAAAAAAGAUUGUAAAUAAUCUUGGGCUUCCAGUCUUUUUUAUGAAUAUUUUUCAUAAUUGUUCAACUAAUAAAUGGCUCAAUUAGAAA